AUGGAAGGAUCAUCUUCAGACAGAGCUUUUAUUGCAUUCUUGGUGAACUGUUUUUGCAACCAUUGCCAAUAUAGAAUGCAGCUUUCCAUCUCGGAAGUAUCAAAAAUAUUAAGAGAAUUACCCCCAAUAGAUCCUGUCAAUCUUUACAGAAAACAAUACGGAAAUCUUGAAGGUUGUUUAAAAAACCCAGGAGUUUCAAGAGUCUUUUGGCUGGAUUCCAUGAUGAUAAAAAUUCGUGAUAUAAAUGACCUUAACGAUGCUGCAAGAGCUGGCAUAAUUUCUAAUGCAGAUGCUUCAAGAUUGAUAGAAAAAAAUGCAGAAAUAGACCUCCUUCAAGCAGAAGCAAGACUUCGCGCAGGUAUUCACUAA
Messenger RNA from Blepharisma stoltei, 369 nucleotides. The record is from the annotation of a GenBank genome assembly. NCBI's taxonomy places the organism in Eukaryota, Ciliophora, Heterotrichea, Heterotrichida, Blepharismidae.